Molecule: messenger RNA, 2509 nt
Organism: Ruditapes philippinarum (Manila clam)
Lineage: Eukaryota; Metazoa; Mollusca; Bivalvia; Venerida; Veneridae
Exons: 4
Coding region: 143-1435 (430 amino acids)
Biological process (GO): carbohydrate biosynthetic process
Cellular component (GO): membrane
Molecular function (GO): sulfotransferase activity
Source: RefSeq, a predicted model, not a curated record
AUAUAUUGGCUUAUCUUGAGGCAAGCAGUUUUAACGAAUACAUUUAAUAACAUACUACUUUGUAAUUCCUUUUCAGAUGAAAAGUUUGAACCAAGCAAAUCACGGUGUUUUGUGUCAAAAGAGCCAUUCUUGUCAUCAAUAAAUGUACAGAAGAAUGGAAGUGAGGCACCUAUUUAUAGCUAUAACUCUCUGGUGCAUCGGACUUGAUGUCAAAUUACUCAUAUAUAAACCAAACGUAGAAAAUACUAAGCAUCUUACGUUAGCAGUAAGGAAAAUUAUAGAGAUGAAAUCUAAAGUGAACUAUCGUGUUAUAGAGGAGAGAAACUUGCAAAGGCUUGAACAUUUAAAAACAUCUUGCCAGAGAUUAGGUUACUUAGGGGAUUAUUCUAAUGGAUUACUGUCAUCAGUCAUCUCAAGUAUCAGAGCACAUAUAUCACCCAACCUAAACGUUAUGUUUUGUCGUGUCAAUAAAUGUGGCUCUACUUUAGCGUUAGAAGUGAUGAACCGCGUGUUCAACUGUGAUACAGACUGCCUCGUUGACAUGGCAAGGAAUGUCAAAAGCACUAAAGAACUAGCGAGAAAAGUAUUCGAAAAUGUAUUUUCAUUUCUAAUCGUUCGUGAGCCGUAUGGAAGAUUAUUUUCAUCGUACGGAAAUUUGUUUUACUUACCGAAAGAAGAUUGGCUGUCAAGGGCUGUUAAAAUAAUCAAACAGGUUAGGAAAAAUCCUACAAAAGAGUCCCUAGAGUUCGGCCAUGAUAUGACUUUUUUCGAACUUAUAAGAUAUAUAGUUCAUAAUUAUGAAAAUGGAACUUAUAUUGAUCCGCAUGUACGUCCAAUGCAUCACGCAUCAUGUAACCCAUGUGCAUACCGAUUUAGUUUUCUAGCUAAGAUAGAAACGUUAACAUCAGAUUUAGAAUAUUUGCUAAAUGACUGGUAUACAAAGCAUAUUAUUGAUAAAUACCCAUCGUCCUUAAUCAAUGAUGUCAAAGAAUGGACCACGUGGGGACCUUUGAAGCAUUUUUACACGACACUUAAUCUGACAGUGAAUUCUAGUAUUCCCGUGCAAACUAUGUACACUAGAACUUGGACUUACUAUCAAAUGAAAGGGCUUGUGUCUAAAAAGAUUGACAUUCCAUUUAGACAGUCGGAACUUUGGUACGUAGAUUUCAAUAUCUUUCGCAGAGUUUUGAGAAACGCGAUACAGCUAUCCCAAGCAGACAAAAAAGGAGUUGAAAACCAGAGAAGAGAAGCUAUGCUACAGGCGUAUUCAACUGUUCCCAUGGAAUAUAUGGAAAGGCUGGUACACGUUUUGCGAGAUGACUGCAUUUUGUUUGGAUACGACGAAAGACCGGCUUCUCUUUUUGACAGAUCAAAACAAGAUCAUGUAGAUUUUGACUAUUUUAAAGGAAUACAGCAAGAAAAACGUGAAACAUAGGACCAGAAAAGGUCAUCAUGAUAGGUUUUACAUAGUAUGAGCCUCAAAAAUGAAGAAUUGCGGAGCAAUGUAAUAAUCAAUACGUUUCAUAACAGAGUAAAUACCAUGAUGUUAGUCAUAAUUAUGUAUUAUAUAUUCAUAAAAGGUCAAUAUUAUCCAAAAAAGGAAGACCCGUGCAAAAGGACAUAAAAAUACGUGAAUGUCAAAGUUUGUCUCUGUUAGUCACAUAUAACGUGCAUUAUAUAAAAUAAAAAAAACGUGACCAUCUUAAUUAGUUUUAUAAUACUGAUCUUGAAAUAGCUAAUAUGCCACCACUGAAGGGCGCCUAUCUGAGAACAAAGAAACUGCUUUAGCAUCGGUUUGACAGACGGUAGUGGUUGAACCGAAAAUCUUUUUUGUCUUCGCAUCUAUGAAUACUUCCAGACAUACAUGAUUCAGUAUUUUGGCAGUAUGAUCCUUAUAUGUGCAUCAUGUAUAUAGAUUCAAGAUAUACGUUAGAAAACUUUAUUGCAUGUAAGAAGGGAAUGAAAGAUUUACAAAUUUUAUACAUUUUCCUGCCAAUUUCAACAUUCAAGUGACAUGCUUCUAAGGUACCUUAACUAUCCAAUUGAAAAAUUAUACAAUGCAGUCAAUAGUAUCAUUUAUAAUUUGUAACCAAAUCUGCAUUUGUCUGAAAAAUGUGGCAUAUUAUUUAAGAUAAUUAACAAAAUACUGAGUAAUGGGAGAUCACUCGACAAUUUUAAAUAUGUAACGAACAUUGCAGACUAGGUUUGGUUAGUUCUGUUCAUGAGAGGAAAAAACAAAUCUUUUGCCCAGAGGACUGGCGGCAGAAGUACAGUAAUGAAAUAAAGUCAAUUUUCUCCAUUUCAUUUUUAUUGUGUUACAUAAAUAAAAUGUGUAUGCUAUCGUAUAAAUAGUAUAUCCAUAUAUGUUUGUAUUAUUCUUGUGUUUACGUUAAAAUAGCUGUUAAUUGUUGAAUAUAUUAUUUGUUUUGUUGUUAGUAAUUAAAACAUUAUCAAUUCUAUCAUACGAGUGUUGAUAUAUUUGUGUGUAUAAUUUAAGUGCAUUUUUCCC